UCUUCUUCACAAUAAUUAAUUCUCCCCAAAGAAUCCUAAUUAUAGAAUUCUCGUAGGUUUUGUUUGCAGUUAUUCUUCUCUUUAAAUCUCAUCUGUUUUUCCCAAAUCUUGCCUAUCUUAACGCCGCUACCGUGUUCAAAGUUAUGGUCGGGUCCGAUGAAACGCAGGCAUCAUUGGAUAUCAACGAUUACACUGUAAUCAAAGAAGGAGAGGCUGAGAUUCUGAUGCACGUUAAAAAUGAAGUCUUUUAUAACAAGGCCCAGGUCAAUAACAGAGACAUGUCUCUUGCCGUUUUGCGGACAUUUAUAUCGGAACGCCAGCAAGAACACGAAGCUAGGCUGCUUUCCAAGAAAAUGAAAAUUAGAGCCAAGGAGGCUGUUAAACCGGAAGCUAUGGAGCACGAUGAGAAAUCUAAUGGGGAAUGUGAUGUCUCUAAAGAUAUAUCUCAAGAUGAACCCUGCAGCAUCUCGGAGAAUUCAGCAGCCAGCCAAGGGGGAAAGGUCCCAGGAGAAUUGAAGCCACCACGAGUUUUGGAGGCAUUGUCAGCCUCUGGUCUUAGGGCUUUGAGAUAUGCUCGUGAAGUAGAGGGAAUUGGGAAAGUUGUGGCCCUGGAUAAUGAUAAAGCAUCUGUUGAAUCUUGCCGGAGAAAUAUUAAACUUAAUGGUUUAGUUGCAAUUUCAAAGGUGGAGUCCCAUCUUGUUGAUGCUAGAGUCUACAUGCUUACACACCCAAAAGAAUUCGAUGUGGUUGAUCUUGACCCUUAUGGUUCACCAUCUAUUUUCCUUGACUCUGCUGUUCAAUCAGUUGCUGAUGGAGGCAUAUUGAUGUGUACAGCAACAGAUAUGGCAGUGCUUUGUGGGUCCAGUGGAGAGGUUUGCUAUUCCAAAUAUGGAGCCUACCCAGUGAAAGGAAAAUAUAUGCAUGAGAUGGCUUUGCGGAUCCUUCUUGCAUGUAUUGAGAGCCAUGCAAACCGCUACAAGCGUUACAUUGUCCCUGUGCUAUCUGUUAAAAUUGAUUUCUAUGUGCGAGUCUUUGUCCGUGUAUUCACCUCUGCAAGUGCAAUGAAGAACACUCCUUUGAAGUUGUCCUAUGUUUAUCAAUGCUCUGGUUGUGAUUCUUUUCAUCUUCAACCAGUUGGGAGGAAUGUGUCCAAGAAUACCAGUGUGAGAUAUCUUCCUGGAUUCGGCCCUGCUGUUGCCCAAGAAUGCAGUGAUUGUGGGAAGAAAUACAACAUGGGUGGGCCCAUAUGGUCUGCUCCAAUCCAUGAUAUGGAAUGGGUUAAUUCAAUUCUUGCAGAUGUGAAGUCUAUGAAGGAACGGUAUCCUGCUUUUAAUAAGAUCUGUGCUGUAUUAACUACAGUUUCUGAGGAGUUACCAGAUGUUCCCCUAUAUCUGAGUCUGCACAGUCUCUCUGCAACUUUGAAAUGCACCUCGCCCUCUGCAGUUAUGUUUCGUUCUGCUGUAAUUAAUGCAGGAUAUCGCAUAUCAGGAACUCAUGCAUGUGAGCUAGGUUUGAAAACCAAUGCCCCUAUGGAUGUUAUAUGGGAUAUCAUGCGCUGCUGGGUGAAAACUCAUCCUGUGAAAGCUCAGUCACCUGGUAUGGCUGGAAGUGUAAUCCUAGCCAAGGAACCUGUUCUGCAGGUUAAUUUUGCACGAGCUGCCGCUUCCCUUAGCAAAGCACAGGCGAAAAAGGUCGCGAGAUUUCCCCGCAAUCCGGAGAGGCAUUGGGGGCCUAAGCUCAGGGCAGGACGUCAGAUUACAAUCAAACACACCUCACUUCUGGGUGCAGAUGUAGUGAAUGAACUGCAGAAGCUCAAGGAAGGCGAGGACGAGGCAGCAAGUAAACAUAAGAAGACAGAAGAACCCACCCCGAAUGAAGUUGAGGACGAGCCAGCAAGUAAACGUAAGAAGACAGAAGAAUCCACCCCUAAUUUAUGAUAAUACAACUCUGGCUUGGCCCUAGCUGCUGGGAGUCCGUUUGCUGCAUAUCUCCUCUACGGAGAGAAAUAUGCAAUAUCCGCACAAGAUUCUCAGCCCAUGAAAUUCAGCAUUCAAACCAGCAUCAGUUUUCUCCAGUUUUUAUCGUUUUUAUUAUUCUACGCCUCCAACUGUACUUGUGUUUUAGAUUUUCGUUAUUUAUUAACGAGUUGAAGCGCUAAAGAAGUUUUGGUUGUAUUAUUUGACUAGCAAUUUUGCUUUGAUUAAUACUAUAUUUUCAAAAACCCUAA
Messenger RNA from Salvia hispanica, 2227 nucleotides. Its product is annotated as tRNA (guanine(26)-N(2))-dimethyltransferase 2-like. Lineage: Eukaryota; Viridiplantae; Streptophyta; Magnoliopsida; Lamiales; Lamiaceae. Gene Ontology annotation, cellular component: nucleus. The record is from RefSeq and is a predicted model, not a curated record. Gene Ontology annotation, biological process: tRNA N2-guanine methylation. Gene Ontology annotation, molecular function: RNA binding; tRNA (guanine) methyltransferase activity.